AUGAGCAUGCAUAACGUGACUAAUCCUCCCAACAGGCUUCAACAUGUUCCUCCUCAUCGUAUCAGUCUUCUGGACCUCAGGGAGACGCUGGCUCGUUUCACUUGGCCCGUGUCGGACUCGAUGACGAGUGUCAACCCAGUGGUGGCGGAUGCGCGAAUUACAAGUGUAUCAAGUCUGAUAAAACCUGAUUUUUCUCCGUUUGUUGUGAAAAAACACGGCCAAAUGAUCGAAACUGGUACCUUCAUAGCUCAGUGCUUUUCUGCAAUAUGUACAGCACUUAAUUCUGAAGGUGAAGAAUGGAGAUCGAAUGAACGACUUGAUUACAAGGGCGUUAGAAAAGCAUCUGUUGGACAAUCAAGAGGACGAGUAUUGCCUGGUUCAGUUGUUACCAAAUGGAGGAAACGCAAGGACAAUGCGAAGGGUGACGGUACCUCACCUUACGUAGGGCCAUCAACGAAAAAGCUGAAUAAAAUGAAGAGAUCGAAUCUUCUUAGGUGGAGCAGCGGUUAUCUGUAA
Molecule: messenger RNA, 516 nt
Organism: Ostertagia ostertagi
Lineage: Eukaryota; Metazoa; Nematoda; Chromadorea; Rhabditida; Trichostrongylidae
Source: the annotation of a GenBank genome assembly